UUUUUUAAAUUAAAGAGUUGAGACGGUAUAUGAGCUAAUUUUUCUCAGUCGACGGGGAAGAUAAGAAAUAUACUAACAAUUAACAAAACGACACUCAAAAAAGAAAAUGGCAGCUUCCCGCAUUGGUUAUCAAAUUCAUAUUAAUUUCAAUUCUCCAAUUAUUUUUCCUUCAAAGACCAAAUUGAGUUCUCUAUCUUUCAGUUUCUCUAAUGCUAAAUAUGCAUUAAAAUGGAAUCACAUUGGGUGCCACAGAAUCUGUGCUUUACCAGUUGUUUCAAUUAUGGCUUCUAGAAGUUCCACAGAGGUGCUUCCUCCUGCCCUUGAUUCUUCUUCAGAGCCACCAACAAUCUUUGAUGGAACUCCAAAGCUUUAUAUCUCUUACUCAUGCCCAUAUGCCCAACGUACGUGGAUUGCUAGAAACUGUAAGGGGCUGCAAGAAAAAAUUAAGUUGGUUCCUAUUGAUCUAAAGAACAGGCCAGAUUGGUACAAGGAAAAGGUUUAUCCAGCAAAUAAGGUACCAUCACUGGAACACAACGAUGAAGUUAAGGGAGAAAGUAUGGAUCUCAUUCGAUAUAUUGACAGUAACUUUGAAGGACCUUCACUUUUCCCAGAUGAUCCUUACAAGAGAGAAUUCGCAGAAGAAUUAUUCUCCUACUUUGACCCCUUUUACAAAGCUGUAAUUUCGUCUUUGAAGGAAGACAGAAUAGAUAACGCCAUUUCAGCCUUUGAUUCCAUUGAGACUGCUCUUUCCAAGUUUGAUGAUGGAUCUUUCUUCCUUGGCACGUUCAGUCUGGUAGAUAUAGCUUACGCACCAUUCAUCGAGAGAUUCCAGCCCUUCCUGCUCGAGGUAAAGAACUACGACAUUACAGCAGGCAGAAUAAAACUCGCAGCAUGGAUCAAGGAGAUGAACCAAAUUGAGGGUUAUACAGUAACUAAACGUGACCCAAAGGAGCAUCUGGAAAACUAUAAAAGACGUUUCUUGUCUCAGGUCUGAGCUCUGUGAAGAUGCUAUAUAUUUAGAAUGAUUUAUCUCAGCGCGAAUUCCCCAUAAGAUGAUACAGUGUUAUAUAACUAAUGUAGCUUUUGGUUGGAAGUAUUAAAUAAUACUCGCGUUAUGUUAUGAAAAUCUACGUAUUAUUUUAUGAGAUUGAUAAAUUUUACUAGCUGUUUUA
This is a messenger RNA of Capsicum annuum, 1172 nucleotides long. Its product is annotated as protein IN2-1 homolog B. The coding region runs from base 107 to 994 and encodes 295 amino acids. The record is from RefSeq and is a predicted model, not a curated record. Gene Ontology annotation, molecular function: glutathione transferase activity. The transcript has 10 exons. Lineage: Eukaryota; Viridiplantae; Streptophyta; Magnoliopsida; Solanales; Solanaceae.